Messenger RNA from Atta colombica, 2290 nucleotides. It is a transcript of the gene Dip-B, whose product is annotated as putative aminopeptidase W07G4.4. Gene Ontology annotation, molecular function: metalloaminopeptidase activity; manganese ion binding. Bases 386 to 1954 code for a protein of 522 amino acids. Gene Ontology annotation, cellular component: cytoplasm. The record is from RefSeq and is a predicted model, not a curated record. NCBI's taxonomy places the organism in Eukaryota, Metazoa, Arthropoda, Insecta, Hymenoptera, Formicidae. The transcript has 9 exons. Gene Ontology annotation, biological process: proteolysis.
GGUUAUAUUCAAGAAAACACAGACUUUAGUAUUGUGCACGUUCUCGAGUUGGUUGCUCACAAAUCUUAUCAUGCAGAAGAAGCUAUUUUCAGUGUUGUUAAUGUGACCAUCGCCGGAUUUCAGAUUUGAAGGGUGCCGCGAGUACGGUUUCGAUCCUGCGCUCUUCGCUUUUUCGAGGCGUUCGAUCAGGCCACGAGACAUCCAUUUUGACAGUACGACAGCAAGAUCGUGUAGAACACGUGCAACAGCCAUACGUCUAUUUUCGUUGGUUAUCAAGAGGCGUAUGAAUUUCACGUUACAGUUGUGCAGGAGAUAAUACAUAUACACUUCCUUACGUUAUCUCACAUAGAGUAUCUUUAAGAGUACGGCGUGGGCGCGGCGCAUCAUGGCGGUGGAAUCAAGAUGGAUGCCAUGUCAGUUGAAAAUUGAAACGAAUAUCUGCAGCGGCGAAUACGAUGGCAUUAUUCUGGUGUCAGGAAGUACCCCUGGAUCCGACGAGCCGGAACCCUUCAAAACCGUCCUCUAUACCGCGGCCCAGAUCGAUGCUGCACUGGGCGUGAUCGGCGCGGUUUUGCCCAUCAAUUUGCUCGCAAAAAGGCUCAUUUACAGUCCAACGGGUCCGCUUAACAUGGAUUAUCACGAUGUGCGGAGUUUCGCAGAGGCAGCCACGAAGGGAAUAAAACGGGCUUUAAAAGCUGGGGUAAAAUGUCCUUUGUUAGUACUACUGCCAGAUGAUCGUUUUGAGAACGUUGAGCUAGUCACGCUUCUUGGUGCUUUGGAAGGUCUCUAUGUGCCUUUGGAAGUGCGUGAGAUAGGUCCGGAUCGAUGCUACAAAGCGUGUCAACUCGGAGUGUGGAGUCCGAUUUGUAGUAAAAAGCUUCAGGGUAUCGUGAAACUUGCCUCGGCGCUCGAGAGUGGCAGAUACGUCGCAAGGGACAUCGGUGGUGCAGACCCCGAAAGAAUGACUCCCUUGAGAGUAGAGGAAUAUCUGGCGGAGUUGUUUUGCGGAUCGAAUGUCUCGAUGCAAGUGAUAUCCGAUCAGGAUACGCUACUUCAGGAAUACCCACUAUUCGCUUGUGUAAAUCGUGCUGCCUCAGUAAUACCGCGUCACGCCGGUAGAAUUAUAUUUUUGACUUAUGAGCCACCCGCUUGCUUGGAGACUAUCUUGAUCGUGGGGAAAGGUGUCACUUAUGACACCGGUGGCACCGACAUCAAGUGCCAAGGCAUCAUGUUUGGCAUGUCAAGGGACAAAUGUGGCGCGGCCGCUUGUGCCGGAUUCAUGCAGGUAGUAAAUUUAUUGCAACCACCAACUAUAAAGGUCGUCGUCGCUUUGUGCGUUGUAAGAAAUAGCAUAGGCGAGAACUCUUACGUCGCUGAUGAGGUAAUCACGGCAAAAUCCGGUGCAAGGAUACGCGUGGGCAACACGGACGCCGAGGGUAGAAUGGCUAUGGCCGAUGCUCUCUUUUAUCUCAAAGAAAUGGCCCUAUGUUCUGUGAAUCCGCAUCUCUUUACAAUAGCUACAUUAACAGGCCACGCAGUAUUAACUGCAGGUUUAGGAUAUUCCAUUGCUAUGGAUAAUGCUGUGGCACGACUAACUAGUAAUGCAGAAAAGCUUCAAGCUUCCGGCGAAGUUGUUGGCGAUCCAUUCGAAAUAUCGCGAAUACGUAGAGAGGACUUUCUUACUCAUCAAGGACGUGCGGAAGGUGAUAAUAUUCUUCAAGCACUAAAUCAACUUAGUUCCAAAAUUCCACGAGGUCAUCAGGGACCAGCCGCUUUUCUAAUUAAGGCUUCCGGAUUAGACAAGCAUGGUAAUGAAUCAAAGGAACCAUUAAAAUAUUGUCAUCUGGACAUAGCCGGCAGUGCCGGUGAUUUUCCCGUACAACCAACCGGAUCGCCAAUUUUAGCAUUAGCCAAAAUGUUUCUUUUUGAUAAAAUAGAGACCAAAAAUCCGUAAUGCUGAUAUAAACUGCAAUAUUUUAUGUAUCAUACAUAUCUUUAUACAUAUUAUAUAUAUAUAUAUCAUACAUAUCCUUAUGCCGUAUAACUAAAGCAAUUAAUAUUCAUGACUGGCGCAAAGAACCUUGGAUAUUAACCGGAAAUGCAAAUAAUAAUUAAUCAUCUCUAUAAAUCCUUGAACCUCAGAGUUCCCAUAAGCUGUACAACACGGAUUUACUUGGAACACAAUAAACUGCAUUAGAGUCACUAUGUAGAUAAAGUAACGGAUUUGCCAAUAGGCAUUUAUCUAAGACGGCAAAAUUUUAGAAGCGACAAAUUUUUAAGAUAUCUUUUC